GUCUCUGCCUCAUCCGACCCCCGUUCGGCAGGGAACGAGGAGCUGCCGCCAUCGGGCAAGGCGCGGGGGCUGAGGCGAAGCGGGCAGGCUGGCCCUCGGCGGCACAGGCGCCGUGGGGUGGCUCAGCAGGCUGCCAGGAGCCCAACGGUGCCCCAGCCUGGCAGCGCUGGCCGGGAGGAGAGCCUGCCCUUCGUGCUGGACCUGCAGAGCUUGCCAGGGCUGGCCAAUGUGGACCUGAGUGCCCAGAAUCCCAACAUCCAGGUGACCAUCGAAGUGGUGGAUGAUCCUCAGGCCGAGAUGGAGAUGGACUUGUUGAAGGAGACAAGCAAUGACUGGUCUCUGACGUCCUCUGAGUGGCUGUCCCACAAGGACCUCUUCUGGCCCCUCUUCUGGGAAUACACUGACCCUGCUGAGGAGGAGGAGGAAGAGGAGGAGGAAGAGGAGGAAGAAGAAGAUGACAACCUGGAUGUAGGAGACAGGGAGGAGGAAGAGGAGGAGGAGGAGGAGGAGGAGGAUUACACAGCAGAGUAUGAGGAGGAGGAGUCUAUGCUCAGUGGAGUAGGAGGUGACUGGGACCAGCGGUGGCCCGGGCAGAAGAACUGGAUCUUUAAGGAAAAAUACAAUUACGACUAUGAAGACGAGGAGGAGUGGAGCCCGUGGUCCCCUUGCAGCAUCACCUGUGGCAGCGGCAACCAGAAGAGGACCCGGUCCUGUGGCUACGCUUGCACAGCAACAGAGUCGAGGACCUGUGACCUGCCGCGCUGUCCUGGAGCAGAGGGGGAAAUGGUCUUCCCCACAGAGGAGACGCCUUUCAAAAGCGACAACACCACAGAGCCGUUCAACUCAGCCCGCGGCAAGGGGGCCGGCGUCCCCAACCUCAUCAGCACCGAGUUCUCCCCGGAGCUGCACUACAAGGUGGACAUGCUGCCCUGGAUUCUCUGCAAGGGCGACUGGAGCCGCUACCAUGCUGUCCGGCCCCCCAACAACGGGCGCCGGUGUGCCGACAACCCCGCCGAGGAGGAGUACCUCUCCCAGCUGCAGGAAGCCAAGGAAUACUAG
Tauraco erythrolophus (red-crested turaco) is the source of this 1059-nucleotide messenger RNA. NCBI's taxonomy places the organism in Eukaryota, Metazoa, Chordata, Aves, Musophagiformes, Musophagidae. The record is from RefSeq and is a predicted model, not a curated record.